AUGGCCAGUUACCAUGUCCUUAAUAUUGUGGACGAUCUACUUCGAGAUGUAUGUAUGGACCCCCGGCCUUUCGGAGGUAAAUGCAUACUACUUGGAGGAGAUGUUAAACAGCUACUUCCAGUAGCUUCUGGUCGUGUAGAACAAAUCGAGCUCUUUUUCACAAAUUAUAGGUUCUGGAGAGUUUUUCAAGUGGUCCAUCUGAUGACCCAUAUGCGUGUAAAUGCAGGUGGGGAGGAUUUCACCCGGUGGCUAGAAGAUCUGGGCAGGGGUACCACCAACACCCAAAUCGUCAAAGACAAGGACACAAAAGAUGGUGAUUUUGUUAAUCUGCCAGAUCGUUGUCUGACGGUUGAUGUUGUUAGAGAGAUUUACGGACAGCUUCACGCUCUUACACCACAGCAACUCGCACAGCGAGCUAUUCUCUGUCCCAAGAAUGAACAUUGUAAUUUACUCAAUGACAAAAUUCUCGAAUCGUUUCCCGGAAAGACCUUCGUUAUUCACAGUAACGAUAGCGUGGCUUCGGGUGAUGAAGACGAGGUGGCAAACUUUCCGGAAGAAUAUUUGAACAGAAUAACACCAAGCGGAAUGCCUCAUCACAAACUCAAACUCAAAGUAGGUGUACCGGUUAUACUUCUUCGAAAUUUAUGUCUUGAAGAUGGAUUGAUUAACGGUACACGACUACUGGUGUUAGCUGUGACAGAUAUGUUGAUAACAGCCGAGAUCGUCACCGGCCGUUUUUGCGGGAGAAGAGUUCUCAUUCCUAGAAUGGAUCUAACUUCUUCCGACCAAAACUUGCCGUUUGUACUGAAAAGACGACAAUUUCCGUUGAAACUUUGCUUUGCCCUUACCAUUAAUAAAGCACAGGGGCAAACAUUUGAACGCGUUGGCAUAUACCUAGCGAGUCCUGUCUUUUCUCAUGGACAACUCUAUGUGGCUUUCUCAAGAGCUCGCUCUUGGAAUUCCGUGAAGGUAGAAGUGGUAAAGACAAAACAUCAAGGGUAUUUGCUCAAAUCAUCUAAAAAAGUUUUUACUAAAAAUAUAGUGUUCGGUAACAUUUUGAAUUCUAUCCAAAAUGAGUAA
This is a messenger RNA of Coccinella septempunctata (seven-spotted ladybird), 1080 nucleotides long. Its product is annotated as ATP-dependent DNA helicase PIF1-like. Gene Ontology annotation, molecular function: DNA helicase activity. The record is from RefSeq and is a predicted model, not a curated record. Bases 1 to 1080 code for a protein of 359 amino acids. Gene Ontology annotation, biological process: telomere maintenance; DNA repair. The transcript has a single exon. Lineage: Eukaryota; Metazoa; Arthropoda; Insecta; Coleoptera; Coccinellidae.